This is a messenger RNA of Sycon ciliatum, 996 nucleotides long. RefSeq names its product reactive oxygen species modulator 1-like. Gene Ontology annotation, biological process: protein import into mitochondrial matrix; protein insertion into mitochondrial inner membrane. The transcript is spliced from 2 exons. Gene Ontology annotation, cellular component: TIM23 mitochondrial import inner membrane translocase complex. Lineage: Eukaryota; Metazoa; Porifera; Calcarea; Leucosolenida; Sycettidae. Bases 108 to 350 code for a protein of 80 amino acids. The record is from RefSeq and is a predicted model, not a curated record.
AUUCGCUGAAAGAGCGAGAGAUCGGAGAAGAGGUGUUGUUGAGUGUUGUCAGAAAGCAAUCUUGUUCCUCUAGAGUGUGGCUAGUGCUGUGCCGAACAGUCUUAAAAAUGCCUCACCAACCACAAAUGCAAGUGCAGAAGCAGUCCUGCUUUCAAGUCAUCAAGUUCGGCUUCAUGAUGGGAUUCAGCGUUGGCUGCGCUGCAGGAACUCUGCUUGGAACAUACGCAGCAGUCAAGAUGGGUUUGAGAGGCAGAGAACUAAUGGCUGGUGUUGGCAAGUCAGCACUGCAGUCUGGUGGUACUUUUGGAGUAUUUAUGGGUAUUGGUACUGCUAUCCGUGGAUGCGGCUGAUUCUUGGUCUUUCACUUACUACACAAACACAGUACUGCUGGCUGAUAGUAAGUUUGCACAUGACAAGGUGACUAGGUGACAAGGUGAAGACAUAGAUACACUGAGCUGAUGGACAGAAUGUACCCUUUCCUUAUUUGCUAUAUGCUUAUUAUGUUUAUUAGUGUCACAGCUACUUGUUCAUUAUUGAGUUCUGCCGGAUUUCUUUUGCUAACUGAGCUUACUUAUCAAGCAUUCUUCCUGGGACAUGCUGCCUGCUGUUGCCUACUGUUGCUGCUGCUGCUGCUAUGGUAUGUGUGUACUGUCGGUCGGCAUUGCCUAGUUGACACCCUGGCUGAGUGCACUGCUGGCAUGCUCUGCACUGAUCUUGACUGACUGUGUCCUAUCACUGCCUGCUCAUGUAAUCACGUGUAUCAUCAGCUAGAUUAUGGCAGCGGGCAUGCAUGAGGUCGGUGUAGAUUAUGGCAGCGGGCAUGCAUGAGGGCAUGCAUGAGGUCGGUGUGUGCGUACUACUAUGCGUUUCACUAACACCAUUUCUUUGACUGGUGGACGUUUUUGUCAUCUUCUUGUUAAGUUGAGUGCAAAUACUCACUCAGUUCUCUUUCUAAAAACUGACUGAAAAAUUUGCAGUGUGUACCGGUAGCUUCAA